This is a messenger RNA of Microplitis demolitor, 1409 nucleotides long. RefSeq names its product 46 kDa FK506-binding nuclear protein (gene Fkbp39). The transcript has 4 exons. Gene Ontology annotation, cellular component: chromatin; nucleolus. The coding region runs from base 172 to 1275 and encodes 367 amino acids. Lineage: Eukaryota; Metazoa; Arthropoda; Insecta; Hymenoptera; Braconidae. Gene Ontology annotation, molecular function: peptidyl-prolyl cis-trans isomerase activity; macrolide binding. The record is from RefSeq and is a predicted model, not a curated record.
UCUUAUUUCUCAAAGUCAAGGCUUAGAGUCUAAAUUAUUUCUUAUACAGAAGUUGGCGCGAGAACAGUACCCGCAUUUACUGAGGGAAAAGAUUUUUAUUUAAAGAUCUAAAUUAUUUGAUAUUUUUGGUUUUUUUUUGUUUAAUCGUGUCUUAAAAAAUAAUUUAUCAAGAUGUUUUGGGGAUUAAUAAUGGAACCAAACAAGCGGUAUACGCAGACUGUGGAAAAAGCGUUCCACGUGUCUAUGGCUACUCUUGAUGUUACAACCGCAGAUGAUGGCAUUGUACAGGUUAUGUUGUGUUACGAUAACCGCAAUUAUCUUUUGUGUAAUUUGCAAAAAAGUUCAUCUACGCAAGUCGGACUAGAUUUAAAUUUUAAAGAAGGCACAAGAAUUUCAUUUACCUCAAAUGGUCGUGGGCAUGUGCAUUUAACAGGUUACUUGAUACCCGAUGACUUAGAGGAUCUAGAACAAGAUUUAGAUGAUGAUUUAGAAGACGAAGAAGUUCCUGAACUAGUUGGUAAAAAUGAUAAACGCAAAGCUAAAGAGUCACCUGUGGAUAAAAAAUUACUAAAACGUUUAAAGUCAUCAAAACCUGAGUCUUCCGAUGAUGAUGAUGACGACGACGAUGAUGAUGACGACGACGAUGAUGAUGAGGAGAGGGAAAAUCAGAGUUUAUUGGAAGUUGAAGAUGAUAGCGAUUCUGAUGAAGACGUCGAAGAUGAAGAAGAGGAUGAUGACGAAGAUGAGGACGAUGAUGAAGAAGAAGUAAAACCUCAAUUGAAAACUAAACUGAGUAAACAACAAAAAAAACAACAGCAGCAAAAUCAAAGUCAAGAAGAAAAAGCUCGCAAGCCAAAUAAUUUGGUUAAUGGAAAAGAUAAGAAAGAACCUAAGAAAAAAAAUAAUGAAGAACAGUCGCAAAAUGAACAAAUGGCUAAGAAAAAAACGUUAACUGGUGGUGUAGCUAUUGAAGAGCUUAAAGUAGGCACUGGAGCACCAGCUAAAUCAGGCAAAUUUAUAUCGGUUUAUUAUGUUGGAAGAUUGAAAAAUGGCAAGAAGUUCGACUCUACUACAAGUGGAGAUGGAUUCAAAUUCCGUCUUGGUAAAGGCGAAGUUAUCAAAGGAUGGGAUAUUGGUGUACAAGGCAUGAAAGUCGGUGGUAAACGACGCAUCACAAUACCCGCACCUAUGGGUUACGGUGCCAAAGGCUCGCCACCAACGAUUCCAGGAAACAGUACUUUGGUUUUUGAAGUAGAACUUAAAAAUGUUCAUUAAAAUUUAUCAUUAUAAUUAAAUUAAGUAUUGAUAUAAUUUUUUUAAAAUACAGUAUAAAGUUAUUUUACAUGAAUUAUUUACACAAUCAUUUAUAAUCUUAGUUUAAAUUAAAUAACACGCCAUUUAUAAAUUAA